AUGAAGCUAAUUUUGUUCAUGAAUCUCUUCUCUCUGUCUACAGCAUUUUGGCUAUUUAAAAUCUUCCAGAAAAAAAACACAAUCUCAGCCCAAUGUGUCAACGAAGUCAAUAAGCAGAACUUCAUGAACCAUGUGGCAACACAGAACGCGUGUACGACGUAUGCGAAAAAUGGUUGUUCUGAUUGUAUUGUGCCCGAAAACUCGACGCAUUGUUUCUCCGGCCAAAGUCUAAUUAUCAAGGCUCAAUUCCUAAAUUAUUGCACAAUGAGUGGUGCCUCAAAAUCGCUAGACAACUGA
This is a messenger RNA of Blumeria graminis f. sp. triticale, 297 nucleotides long. Lineage: Eukaryota; Fungi; Ascomycota; Leotiomycetes; Helotiales; Erysiphaceae. The record is from the annotation of a GenBank genome assembly.